Messenger RNA from Panthera uncia (snow leopard), 1617 nucleotides. It is a transcript of the gene LAMP5, whose product is annotated as lysosomal associated membrane protein family member 5. The transcript is spliced from 6 exons. The record is from RefSeq and is a predicted model, not a curated record. Gene Ontology annotation, cellular component: membrane. Lineage: Eukaryota; Metazoa; Chordata; Mammalia; Carnivora; Felidae. The coding region runs from base 90 to 932 and encodes 280 amino acids.
CCCGGCUCACUCCAGCGGCGACUUUGAGGGAUUCCCUCUCAGGCGGCCUCUGCAGCAGCACAUCUGGCCUCAUUCGCUGCACGGCGAGCAUGGAUCUCCGAGGAAGAGCCUUUUCCAGCGUCUAUAGACUUCGAGUUCUCCUGAUGCUGUUCCAUACAACGGCUGGAAUCAUGGCAGAACAAGAAGUGGAAAAUCUCUCAGGCCUUUCCACUAACCCUGAAAAAGAUAUAUUUGUGGUGCGGGAAAAUGGGACGACGUGUCUCAUGGCCGAGUUCGCAGCCAAAUUUAUUGUCCCUUAUGAUGUGUGGGCCAGCAAUUAUGUCGAUCUGAUCACGGAACAGGCCGACAUCUCCCUGACCCGAGGAGCUGAGGUGAAGGGCCGCUGUGGCCACAACGAGUCGGAGCUGCAGGUGUUCUGGGUGGAUCGCGCGUAUGCGCUCAAAAUGCUGUUUGUAAAGGAAAGUCAUAAUGCGUCCAAAGGACCCGAGGCGACGUGGAGGUUGAGCAAGGUCCAGUUUGUCUAUGACUCCUUAGAGAAGACCCAUUUUAAAGACGCAGUCAGUGCCGGGAAGCACACGGCCAACUCACAUCACCUCUCUGCCUUGGUCACCCCAGCUGGGAAGUCCUACCAGUGUCAAGCUCAGCAGACCAUUUCACUAGCCUCCAGCGAUCCACAGAAGACAGUUACCAUGAUUCUGUCUGCGGUACACAUCCAGCCUUUUGACAUCAUCUCUGAUUUUGUCUUCAGUGAAGAACAUAAGUGUCCGGUGGAUGAGCGGGAGCAGUUGGAGGAAACCUUGCCCCUGAUUUUGGGGCUCAUCCUAGGCCUCGUCAUUGUGGUAACACUGGCGAUUUACCACAUCCACCACAAAAUGACUGCCAACCAGGUGCAGAUCCCUAGGGACCAAUCCCAAUAUAAGCACAUGGGCUAGGGGCCAUUAGGCAGGCAGCCCCCAAAUCCCCCUAUCCCGGCUGGGUCAGGUAGAGAAACAAAAGCACUUUUCCACCUUGUACAUGGGAUACACCAACAUAGCUACAAUGCAACAGGCCUGGGUGUCCAAGGCUUGCUUGGCCUGCGUCCAUGCUUAAACCCAGGGAUGGGCAGGGGGGGAUUCUUUUGGAUUCAUGGGGUAAGUGGCAGACAUUCUCUCCACUCUGGGGAAUGAGGAGGGAGGGGUCAGCCAGGCUUCAUGCUCAUGGUGGCUUGGCUUUGACUCUCCAAGGAGCAACACAUACAACUCAGAGGAGUAUCUGGCUCGAAGUUUAGGGAUUGAAAUACACUUCUUUUGGAAAGACACCCCUUUGGGUUCAGAGAAAUAGGGGGUGCUUCGCUCCCUUGGCCUACCUUAUACAGUUGUCAAUGCACACAAAAUACAGCAUCAUGCUCUCUACAGCAAGACCCCUGAAAGUGAUCCUUGCUUCUGGCUGGCAUUCUGCAUGUCUAGUGAUUGUCUUGGGAAUGUUUCACUGCUACCUGCACCUGGUGACUUUGCAGCACAAGAACCUGUUUAAUGUAACUAUGCAGAGCUGUUCGGACUUCAUAAUGUGUCAGGUCCAAGUAAGGGGACCUGAAGAAUCAAUCAUGUGAGUUUGUUUUUCAAAAUGAAUUAAAACACA